Messenger RNA from Plenodomus lingam JN3, 1623 nucleotides. RefSeq lists its product as uncharacterized. The record is from RefSeq and is a predicted model, not a curated record. Gene Ontology annotation, molecular function: heme binding; iron ion binding; oxidoreductase activity, acting on paired donors, with incorporation or reduction of molecular oxygen. NCBI's taxonomy places the organism in Eukaryota, Fungi, Ascomycota, Dothideomycetes, Pleosporales, Leptosphaeriaceae.
AUGAUGAUGUCAUCAAAACGCGCGCUUCUACUGUCAUCAAUUGCGACUACGUUUUUUACAUUUCGCUAUGCGCCGGUGUUGAUGGUAGCGAAGGGGUAUGUAGGUAAUGUGGUACUGCUGUGGUUUAUACAGUAUGCAGUGAAGUGCGUCUACAACAUCAUUGUGUACCCCUUGUUCUUGAGUCCGUUGAGGGGGUUGCCGCAGGCACCGAACGGAGGCAUUCUCCUGGGCCACUUUCCCCGCAUCUUGGCCGAUCCCACAGGUGAACCACACCGCGACUGGAUUGACGCUGUGCCCAAUGAUGGUCUAAUUUACUACCGCUGGUUGUUCAACGAGUCGCGUGUGCUAAUCACCAGUCCCAAGGCGCUGGGCGAGGUGCUUGUACAGAGGAAUUAUGACUUUGUCAAACCAGCGAGGGUUAGAGAAGGACUUGGGAGGGUGCUGGGAGUGGGGAUCUUGUUGGCAGAGGGUGAUGAACACAAGAGACAACGAAAACUACUAAUGCCAGCCUUCGCCUUCCGCCAUGUCAAGGACCUGUAUCAGACUUUCUGGGAUAAAUCACAAGAAAUGGCCGACCAGAUGCUUUCUUCUGUCAAAAGCAACCCAGAGGGCGACUCUGUAAUAGAAAUCUGCGACUGGGCCUCCCGUGCAACCCUCGACAUCAUCGGCCUCGCAGGAAUGGGUAGAGACUUCGACUCCCUCUCUGACCCCGACAACGAACUCAACAAAGUUUACCGUAAGAUCUUCUCAGGGAACCGCGGCGCGCACAUUGUGCAGUUAUUGCUCAAUCUGCUGCCGCACUGGGUCGCUGUUAAGCUGCCCCUCAAACGAAACGACGAGAUUGGCAACGCCGUCGACACGAUCAAGAAACUAGCCAGGGAUCUGAUCAAGGAGAAGCGAGCAAAACUAGAGAAGGGCGAAGUGAAAGAAACAGACACGGACAUCCUAUCCGUCGCCCUCUCCUCCGGCGGCUUCAGCGACGAAGAACUAGUGAACCAGCUCAUGACGUUUCUCGCUGCAGGCCACGAAACCACAGCCUCGGCCUUGACUUGGGCUGUAUACUGUCUAUGUCGAUAUCCAGACGUGCAGUCUAGACUCCGCGAUGAAGUACGCACCCAGCUACCCGCUCUACACGACAGCAAUGCAUCAUUUUCUUCCACUGAAAUCGAUCGACUUCCCUACCUGAACGCGGUACUACAGGAGACCCUUCGCGUUUUCCCCCCUGUGCCCAUUACAAUCCGCGAAACAACGCUGGACACAACAAUACAGUCACACUUCAUCCCCGCCGGCACAACCCUCGUUAUUUGUCCCUGGGCCAUCAACACAUCCACGCAUCUCUGGGGCCCAGACGCGCGAUCGUUUAACCCUGAGCGCUGGCUUGGACCCGGAAAAGCCAAUACUGGGGGCGCAGAGAGUAAUUAUGCGGUCACGACGUUCUUGCACGGGCCGCGGAGUUGCAUAGGGAGGGAGUUUGCAAAGGCGGAGUUUGCGUGCUUGGUCGCGGGUUUGGUGGGGAGGUGUGAGAUGGAGUUUGAGGAUGAGGGAUAUGAGUUGAAGAUUCAGGGCGGGAUUACUUCGAAGCCCAAGGAUGGGUUGAGGGUUAGGAUUAAGGAGGUUGUUUGA